Messenger RNA from Pygocentrus nattereri (red-bellied piranha), 1202 nucleotides. RefSeq names its product aquaporin 9b (gene aqp9b). Gene Ontology annotation, cellular component: plasma membrane; basolateral plasma membrane. Bases 39 to 911 code for a protein of 290 amino acids. Gene Ontology annotation, molecular function: glycerol channel activity; water channel activity; urea transmembrane transporter activity. Gene Ontology annotation, biological process: water transport; glycerol transmembrane transport. NCBI's taxonomy places the organism in Eukaryota, Metazoa, Chordata, Actinopteri, Characiformes, Serrasalmidae. The record is from RefSeq and is a predicted model, not a curated record. The transcript is spliced from 6 exons.
GCAGAGCGCGUUCACAGCAGCGCUCAGAGCAGAGAGAGAUGGAGCUGGAGAACAGGAGGAACCUGAGGGAGAAAUGCGCCCUCAAGCAGGACAUCCUUAAAGAGUUCCUGGCUGAGAUCCUCGGAACCUUCGUGCUGAUACUCUUUGGCUGUGGCUCUGUGGCCCAGACUGUCCUGAGCCGAGGAGCUCUGGGGGAACCACUUACCAUCCACAUCGGCUUUACCACCGGAGUGAUGUUGGCCGUCUACAUGGCCGGAGGCGUGUCAGGAGGGCAUGUUAACCCAGCUGUAUCGCUGGCUAUGGUGGUCCUGGGGAAGCUAUCGCUGAAGAAAUUCCCAGUGUAUGUGGCUGCACAGUUUAUCGGGGCUUUUGCUGGAUCCUGUGCUGUCUUUGGGCUUUACUAUGAUGCCCUGAUGGACUACACGAAUGGAGCGCUGCUGGUAACAGGUGAAAACGCCACAGCAAGCAUAUUUGCCUCCUAUCCAGCAAAACAUCUCUCAGUACUAAAUGGAUUUAUUGAUCAGGUGAUCGGUACAGGGGCGCUGGUGUUGUGCAUUCUGGCCAUAGUGGACAGGAAGAACAUGGGCGCUCCUAAGGGGAUGGAACCACUGAUCAUUGGUCUGACCAUCCUGGCUAUCGGAGUGUCCAUGGGACUGAACUGCGGAUAUCCUAUCAACCCUGCGCGAGACCUGGGCCCCAGACUCUUCACAGCCGUGGCAGGCUGGGGGGUGGAUGUUUUCAGGGCGGGGGGCUGCUGGUGGUGGAUCCCAGUCGCCGGGCCGAUGGUUGGCGGAGUGGUGGGAGCUGUGAUCUACUUCUUACUGAUCGAGUUACACCAUCCAGAGCCCGAGAAACAGAACGAGGAGGAGAACAAGGUCAAGGACAAAUACGAGAUGAUCACCAUGAGCUAAAGAGAAGAAGGGAAAACUAACAGGACACACUCUAUUCAUCUGCAACUCAAGCAGGCACCAGUGUACAAACCUCUGUCUGUUUCCUUUUUCUCUCUUUCCUCUCUCUUUGGCCAGAAUGCGCACAGGAUUGUGUGCCUGGGCUUUUCAUAGACGUUACCUGUAAAGGAAUGCUCCAGCAUUUGUCAACCUAAACUCUAUCUGCCUCAUCUGUCAUAAAGACAUUGUCUUUAUUAUUUUUAUGAAUUUUUUAUUUAUGAUACCAAAUACACUCACAGUACUGUGCCAAAGCCA